Messenger RNA from Rhinolophus ferrumequinum (greater horseshoe bat), 1939 nucleotides. It is a transcript of the gene GKAP1, whose product is annotated as G kinase anchoring protein 1. The record is from RefSeq and is a predicted model, not a curated record. The coding region runs from base 558 to 1661 and encodes 367 amino acids. Lineage: Eukaryota; Metazoa; Chordata; Mammalia; Chiroptera; Rhinolophidae. The transcript is spliced from 15 exons. Gene Ontology annotation, cellular component: Golgi apparatus. Gene Ontology annotation, biological process: signal transduction.
CCCUCGGCUCACAGCCGCGCUCUCCCCGCCCCUCACCGCAGCCUGCAGCCGUGCUCCCCGCCGCGGUUCGCCUGGCCCGGCGCCCCGGGGCCCGUUAGUGCCUGCCUGCUCGCGGGGCCGCCGCGCGACCCCAGUCGGGCGCGAGCCCACCUCCGCCCCUUGACCCAGCCCAGUCCCAACGCCUAGUGCGGCCGCCCAGGGAGCCGCAGGAGCGGCGGCGGCGGCGGGGGAAGAGGGAAAGGAGGCCGAGCCGGCGGCCCGGAGGCUCGGUUCUGUAGCCGCUUCUUUGCUCGAGUUAGGUCUCGCCCAGCCCUGUUUCUUUCUCUAUGUACUUUGUGCGAAUAAGUUUUGGAGCAUCGGUUAACAGCCUAUGGGUGAAAUUUGGCUUUCAUUCAUGAAUGAGGUAUUAAAUCACUGAUGCUCAGGGCCAUUUCAUUUGAUGCCGUUUUUUAAAUGAAACAUUUGUGUGCCCACUGUUUAAGAUGUAGAGCUUACUGUGAUUCUUGGGUUUCAGGAAUUAUUCUUGAUAGAAGUAUUUUAAAAGAAAAGCCUUUGCAAUGGCUUCAGCAGUUCUUAGUUCUGUUCCCACUACUGCUUCUCGCUUUGCCCUGUUGCAAGUGGAUAGUGGCAGUGGUUCUGAUUCUGAGCCUGGAAAAGGCAAAGGUCAGAACACUGGAAAGUCUCAAACAAGCAAAUCAACUACAAAUGAGAAAAAGAGAGAGAAAAGAAGAAAAAAGAAGGAACAGCAGCAAAGUGAAGCAAAUGAGCUCAGGAAUCUUGCUUUUAAGAAAAUCCCCCAGAAAUCCUCCCAUGCCAUUUGUAAUGCCCAGCAUGAGCUUUCGUUACCAAACCCAGUACAGAAGGAUUCACGAGAAGAAAAUUGGCAAGAAUGGAGACAAAGAGAUGAACAGCUGACAUCUGAAAUGUUUGAAGCAGAUCUUGAGAAGGCAUUGUUGCUAAGUAAAUUAGAAUAUGAAGAACACAAAAAGGAGUAUGAAAGUGCUGAAAAUGCUUCAACUCAGUCAAAGGUGAUGAAUAAAAAAGAUAAAAGAAAGAAUCAUCAGGGAAAAGACAAACCUCUCACAGUAUCACUAAAAGAUUUUCAAUCUGAAGGUAAUACAGAUCACAUUAGUAAAAAGACAGAGGAAUUGAGUUCUUCUCAGACUUUAUCACAUGAUGGAGGAUUCUUCAAUAGACUGGAAGAUGAUGUUCAUAAAAUUCUUAUUAGAGAAAAAAGAAGAGAACAGCUUACAGAAUAUAAUGGAACAGAUAAUUGCGCUGCUCAUGAACACAACCAGGAAGUAGUUCUGAAAGAUGGAAGAAUUGAAAGACUAAAGUUAGAACUUGAAAGGAAAGAUGCUGAAAUCCAGAAGCUGAAAAAUGUGAUUACUCAGUGGGAGGCAAAAUAUAAAGAAGUAAAGGCAAGAAACGCACAGUUAUUGAAAAUGCUUCAGGAAGGUGAAAUGAAAGAUAAAGCAGAAAUACUUCUGCAAGUUGAUGAAUCACAGAGUAUCAAGAAUGAGCUAACUAUACAGGUGACUUCACUUCAUGCUGCAUUAGAACAAGAAAGAUCUAAAGUGAAAGUAUUACAAGCAGAAUUAGCCAAAUAUCAGGGUGGCAGAAAAGGGAAAAGAAACUCUGAAUACGACCAGUGUAGGUGAUUCCAUUAGCCUUUGAGGUCAACACAAAAAUUAAAACUUUCAGGGUUUUGCAAAAAUGUACAUAUUUAAUGCUGUGCAACUGCUAAACUAUGCAGUUUUUGUUGGAGAAAUACUUAAAACGAUUAGCUCACUAACAGUCUAUGGUUUUUUUUGUCCUUUUGGCUUAAAGUGAAAAGAAGAAAAAAUAGAAUUCCAGCAGAACUCAGUGAUUGUUGUUUACUAUCCAUACUUCUUAUCAUUUUAGUUUUUCAUCAGUCAAUAAAAUUAAUUUACUCUUC